Molecule: messenger RNA, 517 nt
Organism: Gymnogyps californianus (California condor)
Lineage: Eukaryota; Metazoa; Chordata; Aves; Accipitriformes; Cathartidae
Product: ankyrin repeat family A protein 2-like
Exons: 7
Biological process (GO): regulation of gene expression
Cellular component (GO): nucleus
Molecular function (GO): protein binding
Source: RefSeq, a predicted model, not a curated record
ACAUAGGGGAAAUGAAGUCUCUACAACACCUCUGCUUGUAAACUCUUUAUCAGUUCAUCAGCUGGCUGCUCAGGGAGAAAUGUUAUAUCUGGCCACACGUAUUGAACAAGAAAAUGUAAUCAAUCAUAAGGAUGAAGAAGGAUUUACUCCUCUGAUGUGGACUGCAGCUCAUGGGCAGAUAGCAGUAGUGGAAUUUCUCCUCCAGAAUGGUGCAGAUCCUCAGAUUUUGGGGAAAGGGCGUGAAAGUGCCCUCUCACUGGCUUGCAGUAAAGGAUACACAGAUAUUGUCAAAAUGUUGCUUGACCGUGGAGUUGAUGUCAAUAAGUAUGACUGGAAUGGAGGCACACCUCUACUAUAUGCAGUGCAUGGGAACUGUGUGAAAUGUGUAAAAAUUCUUCUUGAAAGUGGUGCUGAUCCAACUAUUGAAACAGAUGCUGGCUAUAAUUCCAUGGAUUUGGCUGUAGCCUUGGGCUAUCGGAGUGUUCUAGAAGAAGAUCCCUGCUCAGCCAAGCUGACC